Puccinia graminis f. sp. tritici CRL 75-36-700-3 is the source of this 486-nucleotide messenger RNA. RefSeq lists its product as uncharacterized. Bases 1 to 486 code for a protein of 161 amino acids. NCBI's taxonomy places the organism in Eukaryota, Fungi, Basidiomycota, Pucciniomycetes, Pucciniales, Pucciniaceae. The record is from RefSeq and is a predicted model, not a curated record. The transcript is spliced from 2 exons.
AUGCCUCUUAGGAGAGCCGAUCAAAGCCGUGUCAGCUCGCCGAAAAUGUAUCCUGCUCACCGAGCUGUGGAGUACAGAUCGGCCGAGCUUGCCAAGCAGGAUAUGUCCUCACUGCCAGCUCGAGCCUCAAAUUUCAAUGUGAAGAGGGAAGCUGUUGGACCGCACCCAACGGCUCCAACAAAACUCGAAUGGCGAUACUCAAAAGUCGCGCAACCCGCUCGCGAUUCCAUGGCAGUAGUCUCAGUCAAGUGGUUUCGAAGGUGUACCUUCAAUUGUGGAGGGCGUCCUUUGAACGAUUCGCGAAUUAUUAUCAAGAAUUGUACCUUGUCAAGUUGUAUCCCCCAAUGGCGAGCUGGACCGGUCUGUACUCCACAACUCGAUGAGGAGGAUGAACCCUCGGCGAGCUGGUAUAGCUAUUCAGUUUUUCAUGCUCACAAGGACUCGAGAGGGAUCCACUCUCCUCACCGAAGGCCUUUACCAGCUUAG